UGUGAAGGAUCCGUAAGGGGACAAUCGCUGGUUGAAAGCGCCAUCUGCUGUUUGGGGACUCUAGCAACAUUACACACGUUUUUUUCUAUCGAAGCAUGUCUACAGAGAGCUAACAGAGAAAACGCGCACGACUGGAGCUUUAUCGGCAGCAGCUGAGGGCAGAGGAGUGCGUGCGUAAAAGGAAGAACGGUGCGGAAAAGGAAGAACGGUGCGUAAAAGAGGACCUGUGCGUAAAAGGAGGACCUACGCCCCCUCCACGCAGGUGACGCCCACAUACAGUGACUUCACCCCCUCGCUGUUUCACUCCUAAAUGGGAUGUAGGAGACUUGAUUUCACUGGGCUUUAUUUGGCGUCAUCUUCGCAGGUGGAAGACAUGAGUGGCGUUACACUUUAUGCAGAGGAGGCAGACAUCGCUCAGGAUGGAGUGCGAUCUUCUCCCUCGUGGACUGAGGAGCGCUGUGAGGAGCUGUGGGAUCGUGUGGAGGGAGUACGACACAAGCUGACCCGAAUCCUCAACCCAGCCAAACUCACCCCGUAUCUGCGCCAGUGCAAGGUGAUCGAUGAGCAGGAUGAAGAUGAAGUGCUCAACUCCACGCAGUACCCGCUACGUAUCAGCAAGGCCGGCCGUUUGCUGGACAUCCUACGAGGUCAGGGCCCGCGAGGUCUGCAGGCCUUCAUGGAGUCCCUGGAGUUUUACCAUCCGGACCAGUACACACAGCUGACCGGAGAGAAGGCCACGCAGAGAUGCUCCCUCAUACUGGAUGAGGAAGGUCCGGAGGGUUUGACUCAGUUUCUGCUGCUGGAGGUUCGUAAACUGAGGGAGCAGCUUCGAAACAGUCGCAUGUGUGAGCGACGCCUGUCUCAGCGCUGCCGGAUGGCAGAGGAGGAGCGAAGCCGAGCCGAACAUAAAGCUCAGGAGUUGCGUCACGAAAGGCUGCAACUAGAAAGGCUGCGUCAGGACUGGGAGUCGGCCAGUCGAGAGCUGGGAAAGCUGAAGGACAGACACCUGGAGCAGGCUGUGAAGUAUUCCAGAGCCUUGGAGGAACAAGGGAAAGCUUCGACCAGAGAGAGGGAACUACUGAGGCAGGUAGAGGAGCUUAAGUCCAGGCUGAUAGAGGCAGAGAAAACUACAACGGAUCCUCCAGAGACUACCAAAACAAACACUCUUCGCACUAAUGGAGUAAAAGGCAGUCCACCUGCGUUACCACAAAAGCCGCUGCACAGCACUGAGGUGGAGAAGGCCGAGAAUACAGGACCUCAGAUGAGAAACUCAGUUCCCACCACUGGAGUCAUUGCUCUGAUGGAUAUCCUGCAGCAGGACCGCAGGGAGGCUGCAGAGCAGAGGCAGGAGCUCUGCGAGAUGAUCACCAGACUCCAAGGAGAGCUGCAGAGCAGUGAGGAGCACGGGGACAAGGUGGAGUCGCAGUGUGAGCAGCUACAGCUAAAGGUGAGGACUCUCCAGCUGGACUGGGAGACGGAGCAGAAGAGGAGUGUGUCCUAUUUCAACCAAAUCAUGGAAGUGGAAAAGGAGAGGGAUCAGGCACUGCGCAGUCGAGACAGCCUGCAGUUGGAGUACACCGACUGUCUGCUGGAUAAGAACCGUCUUCGUAAACGCAUUGCAGAGCUGCAGGCCAACCUGGAGCAGCAGCAGAGAGAGCUGGAGAAAGAGAGGGAGCGGUGCCGGGAGCAAAUGGAGCAGAGUUGUCUGCACUGUUCCCACCUGUCUCUGUGCAGUGAAGACCAGUGCUUUGGCCCCUGCUGUUCCCUUGGGCUGGACCUGAGCCCCCAGCACAACAGCGCUCAUCUCAUCCUGAGAAAGACGCCCUCUAGAGGCCAGGCUAAUGAAAACUCAGACAAUUCUCCUUCCAACUCGGACGAUAAUCUCUUGUUAUCAACAAAAGACAAUGAAAAGGAAAUCAAUCGUCUCUCCACGUUCCCAUUUCCUCCUUGUAUGAACUCCAUCAACCGACGGGUUAACACAGAGUUCGACUUGGACUCCUGGGGCAGUGAUGAGAACGACAACAUCACAGGUGAACACAAUGAGCCAUCUUUGUGGGAUUCCUGUGCCUCCUUACACUCUCAUAUCUUCCCUCCUGACCUGGUCAACCUGCCCACCGUCCCUUCACACAACGCCCUGCCCAGCGUUUCCAGUAAUUCCUCUCGCUCCCCAUCUUCAAGUCCCCCCACCUCACCGAGACAUGGAAGAGCCAGUCUGGCAGAUGAUAUCAUAAUAGUUGGAGGAAACCGAACGGGGGUCUUUGUCAGCCAUGUGAGAUCUGGUUCCCCGGCUGAACAAUGUGGACUGAAGGAGGGCAGUGAGCUGCUGGAGCUGGAGCGGGUUCUGUUUGGUGGUGGCAGUGUGCUGCUGGGUCAGUGCACGGCUGAGGUAGCACACUUUUCUCUGCAGUGGUGGACCGAACCUUCAACACUCAAAUAUCAGAGCAACCCAGAAGCCUACUCAAAGCUGUGCUCCCAGCUUUCGUCGCCUACGUUUGUGGGUGCUGACUCCUUCUACGUGCGCGUCAAUCUCAACAUCGAACCUCACGGUGAUCCGCCAUCUCUGGGUGUGUCCUGUGACGACAUUAUACAUGUCACAGACACGAGGUACAACGGAAAAUACCACUGGCGCUGUUCCUUGGUUGACCCAAGCACAGCCAAGCCCCUGCAGUCGGGGACGAUGCCCAACUACAACAGGGCGCAGCAGUUGCUGCUUGUAAAGUUACGAAAAAUGGCGCUGGAGCAAAAGGACUUCAAGAAGAAGUUUUUAAAGAAAGCGUCCGUCCGUGUACGACUGGUAAAACCAGUGGACCCCAGCUGCCGUGGGAUCGGCUCCACACAGCAGGUGCUUUACACGCUCAACAAACGUCAUGACGAGCACUUAAUCCCAUACAGUCUAGUGCAGCCGGUGCAGGUUCAGAUGAAGCGGCCGGUCAUCUUCUCCCCAUCCCUGCUCUCCCGCGGUCUGAUAGAGAGGCUGCUCCAGCCAGCGGAGUCGGGUUUGAGGUUCAACACGUGUCCACCGGAGCCCAUUCAGGCCUCAGAGAGACGAGACAAGGGAGUGUUCUUGUUGGAUUCCUACAGUCCAGAGCAGGCUCUGGGCAUACGCCUCCAGUCAAUACAGGACGUCAUGAGCCAGGACAAACACUGUCUGCUGGAACUGGGGCUGCCCAGUGUUGAGGGCUUACUGAGACAGGACAUUUACCCCAUCGUCAUCCACAUUCGUCCCAAGAACAAAAAGCACAAGAAGCUGAGGAAGUUUUUUCCACGGUGUGGGGAGGACAGCGUGAUGGAGGAGGUGUGCCAGGCCGAGGAGCUGCAACUGGAGACGCUGCCCCUGCUUUACUACACGGUGGAGCCCAACACCUGGAGCUGCACUGAGGAGCUGCUGGCUGCUUUGUGUAACGCCAUUCACAGCCAGCAGAGGGCAGUAGCCUGGGUUGAACUGGACAGGCUACAGUAGAAGACGGACACCGAAUGCCUCUUAUGUAUUCCUAGCCUCAACUAGAUUCUAACCAGAUUAUAAAUUCAAAGUAGAUUGCAGCUUUCUGUGUAGCCCAGCUGGACUGGCUAAAGUGGUAGAUUAUUUUAUUAUUGUUAUUAUUUUAUUAAACUGAUUUGAGCCACACAAGAAAGGUGCAUGUCUGCUGGAAUUUCUCUACCAACAAUAAUUAUACAGUGUUACCUUUUUCUGCUUUUGACAGCUUCAGAUUAUACUUUAAGUUUUAUUUUAUGACAGCUCAAGGGAUCACACAAGGUGCUCCUUUUUUUGAUCAUUUAUUUUGUGAGUGGAAAGAGAAGUUGUAAGGACACAAAGACAGACGAAAGUGUUCAGUUAAAGGACUGUAGUAUGUAGGGAUGUAAUGGAGGGCUAAAAUCUGUUCAUUUGCAUUUCGUUUUUGAAAGUAUAGACACAAUCUUUUGUAAAUAUAGCUCCGACUUUUGCAUUUUUGGACAGAUGCACAUUUUUUCUUACUCAGGCUAGGCUUUAAUAAAUUCAGUUUGAUAUUAAAUAAUGGAUGCUACAUUAAAAUGCAAAGAAUUUAGUUUAGUUUGAAUGGGUUUAUGUUACUAUUAAAAUGUCCUUCAUUUUAUUACUUGAUUUCAUUUUAAGAAAGCUGAAACACCGAGGCCAGAGAAUAAAAACUGUGGAAUUGUCCAAAUGCUUAUGGUCAGGACUGUAAACCUGUUGCAUAGAUCAUACUUGACAGUACAAAAGGUCUUUAGUCAUAUCAAUAAAUUUCUGUUUACACUACAUUGUACAACAUAUUUUAAUGGCAUUUUUUCUUUUGUAAUCUAUUUGAAAAAAAUCAUUAAUAUCAAAA
This is a messenger RNA of Acanthochromis polyacanthus (spiny chromis), 4322 nucleotides long. RefSeq names its product caspase recruitment domain-containing protein 11. Gene Ontology annotation, molecular function: protein binding. NCBI's taxonomy places the organism in Eukaryota, Metazoa, Chordata, Actinopteri, Pomacentridae. The transcript has 24 exons. Gene Ontology annotation, biological process: regulation of apoptotic process. The record is from RefSeq and is a predicted model, not a curated record. The coding region runs from base 311 to 3460 and encodes 1049 amino acids.